AUGGAGCUCCGCUCGGAGGGGAAUCAGGCCUGGUCUGUACCCGUCGAGGAACUGGUGCCCCUACAACGCGUCUUAUAUAGGCUCCAUGCAGCGCUACAGGAGGCACCAUCGACGCGUGAGGUCGACCUCGCCCUAAACAAGCUCCAGCUGCACAGCCUGUGUGCCUCGGCAGAUGGCCACGACGUCGCAAUGAAGGAGGCGGCCGCUGCCAUCGUGGUGAUGGCUGCCAUGCCGUCAGCCACCUCGCCUCCUUAUGCGCCAUCUGCUAUCGGCCAGACAGCCGUGGAGUGGACGACUCCGGGGCUCCUCCUGUCUGGCGGACAGGGGCUAGCCACGGCGACUCCUAGGUUGGCCGCGACGUCUCCUGGGCCACUCCAGAUGGUGCCCCUCCCACCUUCUGUGCUGGGCCUGACUGCGACAGCUACUGGCGGGAAUGUGCUCAGCGCACGGCUCUCUACGCUGGGCCUGGGUGUUGAAACUGCUACGGAGCGACCUCCUGGGCUAGGCUCGCCCGUAGCAACUGCUGCCAGCCAGUUGGCCAUGGAGAGGCCGUCUGGACUGGGCCUACCCGCCGCAGCUGCUGCCGGCCAGUCGGCCAUGUUGGGCCGGGCCGCGAAAGCUGUCGACGGCCUAACAGCGAUGGAGCAGCCCACCAGGCCGGGCCAGGCCGCAGAAGCUGCUGCCGGCCACAUGUCCACGGAACGGUCUUCAGGGCACGGCCUGGCCGCGGCAGCUGAUGCAUAG
Molecule: messenger RNA, 744 nt
Organism: Setaria italica (foxtail millet)
Lineage: Eukaryota; Viridiplantae; Streptophyta; Magnoliopsida; Poales; Poaceae
Exons: 1
Coding region: 1-744 (247 amino acids)
Source: RefSeq, a predicted model, not a curated record